CGCCACAGACGGUAGACCCGCCUCCAGAUGUCCCGAACCAAUCAUAGGCCGGUCAUUUCUAUUCAAAGGCCUCACUUUACUUUACCUUUUCUACGACAAAACCUACGAAUCCCUCUCCAUUGCCAUCCGGUCUCUCCACUCCCUCUGCUCAAUUGAGCAACCAAACACCUUCAAGAUGCUGUCCAGGACUACCGCGCCGUCGGCAGCGUCCGCGAAGGCCCUAUCACGUAUCGCUCUACCGUCCUGCUCGAGAUUACCGCAACAGUCUACGUCCCAGCAGAACCGAUGUUUCGCGACCGUCCAGGAUGGAACCCCGAAACGAACAUAUGGCGGCCUUAAAGACCAAGAUCGCAUAUUCCAGAACCUCUACGGCCGUUACCCCGCCGACCUAAAAUCGGCUAAGAAGAUGGGAGAUUGGCACAAGACGAAAGAGAUCAUUCUAAAGGGUCACGACUGGAUCAUUGGUGAGAUCAAAGCUUCGGGCCUACGAGGUAGAGGAGGAGCUGGUUUCCCUUCUGGUUUAAAAUGGUCGUUUAUGAACUUCAAAGAUUGGGAUAAGGACACAAAACCCCGAUACCUGGUUGUCAACGCCGAUGAAGGCGAGCCUGGCACCUGCAAAGACCGAGAGAUUAUGCGAAAGGACCCCCACAAGCUUAUUGAAGGAUGUCUAGUUGCUGGCCGAGCCAUGAACGCCACCGCUGCCUAUAUUUAUAUCCGUGGAGAGUUCAUCCUCGAAGCUGCCGUCUUACAACGGGCCAUCAACGAAGCCUACGCCGAUGGAUUAAUCGGUAAAAAUGCCUGCGGCUCCGGAUACGACUUUGACGUAUACUUACACCGCGGUGCUGGUGCGUACGUCUGUGGUGAGGAGACGUCAUUAAUCGAAUCUUUGGAGGGCAAACCCGGUAAGCCUCGUCUAAAGCCUCCGUUCCCGGCCGCUGUGGGUGUAUUCGGUUGUCCAUCUACCGUCGCCAACGUCGAGACCAUUGCUGUCGCCCCCACGAUCUGCAGGAGAGGAGGUAGCUGGUUCGCUUCUUUUGGCCGUGAGCGAAACCAAGGAACGAAGCUUUUCUGCAUUUCCGGUCACGUCAACAACCCCGCGACCGUCGAGGAAGAGAUGAGCAUUCCCCUGCGUGAACUCAUCGAGAAGCACUGCGGUGGCGUCAGGGGUGGUUGGGACAACCUGCUUGCCAUCAUCCCUGGUGGCUCGUCUACUCCUAUUCUCCCUAAGAGUAUAUGCGAUGACCAACUAAUGGACUUCGACGCCCUUAAGGACAGCCAAUCUGGUCUCGGUACUGCUGCCGUCAUUGUCAUGGACAAGAGCGCCGAUGUCGUCCGAGCUAUUUCCCGAUUAAGUCAUUUCUACCGACACGAGUCUUGUGGACAGUGCACACCGUGCCGUGAGGGUAGCAAGUGGACCGAACAAAUCAUGAGCCGCUUCGAGAAGGGAAUAGGCCGCGAGCGGGAGAUUGAUAUGUUGCAGGAGUUAACGAAACAAGUUGAAGGACACACGAUUUGCGCUCUUGGCGAGGCGUUUGCCUGGCCCAUCCAGGGUCUUAUCCGCCACUUCAGACCCGAGCUGCAGGCGAGGAUGCAGAAGUACGCAGCGGAACACGGUGGUGCACAAACUCUGGCUGGUGGAUGGGAUCCCAAUUCCCGAGCAGAAGGCAAGCUGGUUGCCCCUGGCCAAUAGACUUGAACGGAUCGUCUAUUAUACUAUAGUGCUAGAUGGCGUAAUACGAAGGGUUAGAGAAAUACUCAGCCACGUUGUACACCACAAAUACUCGUUACUUUGUACAUAUCCGCACAGAGGCAGCACUCAAUUC
Molecule: messenger RNA, 1823 nt
Organism: Daldinia loculata
Lineage: Eukaryota; Fungi; Ascomycota; Sordariomycetes; Xylariales; Hypoxylaceae
Product: NADH-ubiquinone oxidoreductase 51 kDa subunit mitochondrial precursor
Exons: 3
Coding region: 176-1690 (504 amino acids)
Molecular function (GO): NAD binding; FMN binding; NADH dehydrogenase (ubiquinone) activity
Source: RefSeq, a predicted model, not a curated record